AUGUUAAGGAAGAAGGAGAAGAAAUUAAGGAAGGAGAAGAAGUUAGGGAAAGAGAAGAAGUUUGGGAUGGAGAAGAAGUUAAGGAUGGAGAAGAAGUUUGGAAUGGAGGAGAAAAAUCGAAGUAUGGAGAAGAAAUUAAGGAAGAAGAAAUUAAGGAAGAAGAAGUUUAGGAAGGAGCAGAAGUUAAGGAUGAAGAGGUUUUGGAUGGAGAAGAAGUUAAGGAUAAAGAAGAAAGUAUGGAUGGGGAAGAAGUUUGGGAUGGAGAAGAAGUUUGGAAUGGAGAAGAAUUUACUAAUUAAGGAAGCAAAAGAAGUUAAGGAGGAUGGAGAAGAAGUUAGGGAAGGAGAAAAAGUUAAGAAUGAAGAACAAGUUAGGGAAGCAUAA
Messenger RNA from Sphenostylis stenocarpa, 384 nucleotides. NCBI's taxonomy places the organism in Eukaryota, Viridiplantae, Streptophyta, Magnoliopsida, Fabales, Fabaceae. The record is from the annotation of a GenBank genome assembly.